AAAAAAAACAGCCAUCGACUGCAUCAGCAGGCUAGGAUUAGAUUGGAUUGGAAGGUUUUCUUAUUUUUUAUUUUUUAUUUUUUCAAUGUUCUUAAUUCCAAUAUCAUCGUUUCAUACUUUAUAUCUUGUCCGAGCAUUAUUCUGCCUGGGGUUAGCUUAUCGCACUUCACCUGUUCUAUUCAUUUAUUGCCCGCUUACUUUCUUGGAUUUCUUUUAUUUGCAACUCUAACAUCGCUCUCCCGUCAGAUCUGCGUUAGUUGACCGCUUCCUCUCCUUUUCCCCUUCCGUAUUACCCUCGACGCUUUCCCAGUCCUCUAUAUUUAAAUUCAUGCUAUAUUAUCUGCUUUCCGCUUGACUUAUUUCGUAUUGCCUGAGGAAACCUCACGACAUAUUAACGUUACCUGGUGCCAACUUAUAUGGUUCGUCCUUUGUAAUAUAACAGUCGCGCCUAAGCGUUAUCAUCUACUAGGAUAGCUUGGGAGCAGGAAGAGCAAAAACAAAAUUUUAAAGGAAAAGAUGGGUGUGACGUAUGGCGAGCUUCCCCAAAACGACAAUGACGACGACGAUCGAAACGACGGGAUAUCACCCUCAGCGCCAUUCUUGCCAGCGCGCUCGUCUUCACCCAUGCCCUUCCUCCCAACUGUCGAAUCAACCUUUACUCCUUUAUCAAUGGACAGCGAUAUUUGUUCGAGAGUUAGGGGAGUAGCGGCAGGCGUUGGGAACGAGGCCAGCGAUGUAGCUGGAAGUAAUUCCAAUUCUCCAAGGAGAGAGAGCCACAAAAGGUUAGGUGGCACGGCCACAACUAGGACCAGGGGCAGCAUGGACGUCAACGAUAUGGUCCAAUCGCUAUCGUCGGCACGAGCCACAUGUAACAAUCGUAACGAAUACGGUCUUUUAUCUCCUGACACUGCCUUCUCGUCCCCUUCAUCUAGCCCACGCCCAGACGAUACGGGUUUAAAGCCAGAUUCUAAUAAUCCUCCCAAGAAAACCCCUGACCCGAACUAUGCCGAACCUGCUCGUCCAAGUGCGGCAGAGAAAAGCGAUGCCUCGACUAGAGAGUCGCAGGUAAAUAAGGAAUUACCACAACCCAUAUUAGUCCAACCGAAACCCAUCGUCCGCACUGCCUCUACAAAAAGCGUUUCUUUACGCCACCCUACUCCCGAUCUAAAUCCACGGACUACUUCUUAUGCAACUAAUAUCGCCCAAUUAGAGGCCACAGCUGAAAAGCUUUCCAUGACUUCAUCCAUCGAGGAUGCCAUUCGGGAUCUACAUGAAGAGCAAAAACGCAACGAAAGCCGGCGGUCAUCAAUCCUAGCCCCGAGCAUAGGCUCAAUUCCUGAAAAUAACGAAACAGUUUCCUUCCUUGCUAUUAAAACUCUUUCAACACCCAACUCCAUACUCGAUACCAAUAACUCGGUGCGCUACGGUGGCUACUCUCCUGCCGGUUUUGCCAUGUCUUCCGACCCUUCCCUAGCCUCGAAUCCAGCACGGAUGCGAUCUGGCUCGGGUCCCUUAUCGCGGCCUGAAUCUGAGGGCAGUAAUAUCAUGUCGAGACAUGGGCCUGGAAAGAAUUCUACGCGGAGUGUUAAAUCGGCAUCUAAGCCGACCCUAACAGACAUUGCUGAGAUGGAACCUACCACGCUUACGCUGGCAGUUAUGGAUGAAGCUGACAAGUUAGCUGAAGAGCUGGGAGAUGAGGUGUUACGGAUACCACAUAUGGAAGACAUGGACCUUACACCUAAUGCGGAACCGUUCGGAGCAUCGAGUAGCCAUGACUACUGGAGUCAUGGUGUUACUGAGACACAAGGAGGACGUAGCCAUGAUGAUAUCAGGCCCCCGACUGCCGGAUCUAGUGGCACGUAUGAGCAGGCGGAGAGAGCUUUUGCGGAUUUUGAUGGAGCGCAUUGCCCGCCUGAUGUUGACUUAGAAGACUCGCUAUUUAUGCCUUCCUUCUCCAGUGGACCAUCAACAGACAUCUCUUUCCUUCGACCUUUCGACCCGACUCUAUCACAACCAGAAGAGGAGCCGGGCACCUCGAAACCCACUAUAUCUCGACCAAUUGCUCCACCAACUGUCAGGCCAAAGUCAUAUCUAAAUCCCGAAACGGGCCAGACCAUGCUCUAUUAUCCGGCGCGUGUCCCGCUGAUGCUCAACUUGCCACAGAAACUCUCAAAAAAGCCCAAAGCCGAAGCACGGGAGGCCCGCAAAUCGCAGGUCCGGGGUAAGACGGCAGAACCAGAUCGCAAGUCUAGUACAAUCUGGCUACCAGAGUAUUUGCCUGGACCUCCGCUCGAACCUAUAGACUCUAACGCUGAAUCUUUCACCCCCGUGCCGCUUUCUGGGCCGGAUACAGACCCUCAAAUUCGAUCAACGGCGGAUAAUCAACGCGACUCUGAAUUCCUUCCUCAGCCCGGCCAUGGGCAAGGGAGUAAUGAAGCAAGCGUGUCUCGCACGUCAGUUCUUAUCUCAGAUAAACGAAAGUCAAAAAUGCCCAAUCUCGACGGCUUACCGCCACAACUACGUGCCAGCGCCUUUUUUGACCUACCUUCCCAGCCGUCACCGGCUAUCGAGCUUAAAGAUGGCUCUGCGAUGGCCACCUUAGACAGUAUUCUGGAUGCCUCUGCUAAGGCUCCUGUUUCUGCUUUUACAGAUCACGCGUUCGCAGGAACACUGGGAUCGGAAGUAUACGGGACAGAAAAGAAAAGCAAAUCUCAGAUGAAACGUGCUAGUUCUGUCGAUUUGCUAGAGCCGAAGAAGCGGAGUUCUUUCUUACACCUCCGAAAACCGAGUGCUCUUAGCCGACACUCUGAGUCGGAAGAAGAGCGGCGAAAUACAAUUGCUGGAGACACGAAAAUGAACGAGGGUCUAGGUGCGAGCGAACGAGACGAAGAAAGGCAACGAUUGUCUAGUUCCAUUGAUGGCCAAGAAGUAACAGGUCAUGGCGAUGGGGAUGGGGAAAGUGAUGGAGAGCUAGUAUACAAUGGACCGCCGACAACUCUAUUGGCCGAGCUCCAAAUGCGAAAGAGGCAGCAGAAAUUACGCACUCGGCCAGCCGCUACUGCUUUCCCUAAUGGCUUACACUCUACGCUACUUGAGAUGGAUACAGUUGCGCAGAUUGAAAGCAACGCACGCAAAGGCAAGAAGGUGAAUCUUGCCUGGGAAGAACCAAACACGAACCCAGCUGCCAAUUCGGACGACGAAGAUACACCAUUAGGACUACUUAUGGCUGCGAAGGGAGAAGGUAAUGAUAUGACGGCUGCAAUCGCUGAGGUAAAUCGGCCCCUUGGCUUAAUGCAACGGCGUGAAUUGGAGGAUAACGAACCCUUGAGCCGACGUCGUGAUCGGCUCCAAGGGAGAGAGGUUGGUCCCAUGAAACGGCAAAGCAUGAUGACACUUGGCCAAGGUCUUCACAGUGGAAGUAAUGGUCCAAGGGCCGCAAGUCCACAGCUCCGCUUGCACACCCCCGAGGAAGAGGAGGUUGAGAGCGAGACCCUCGGCCAGCGUAUGCGACGACUUAAAUCCCGCGAGCAGACGGAUAAUCCUCUUCCCCAAGCUAGACCUGUCAGCUCUGCAUUUUCGGCAGAACUUUUAAGCCAACUAGGUGAGGCGUUCAAAGAGGAGGAAAGCGACGGCAAGAGUCAGGACAAAAGAAAAUCACACAUUAAAGAAGAAGAAGAAACGCUAGGACAGCGUCGCCGUCGCCUGCGGGCAGAACAAGAGACAGCAGGCAAUCAGCCCGGUGGUGGGGCCAGCGAUAUAGGGAACCUUAAGAACCGACAUUCGCUCGCUGAUGUGCUUGGCCCGCGCGGAUCGAGAACCCUUCUGCGCAAUCCUAGGGCAGAGGCCGAAAAGGAAAAGCAAGAGGAAGCUGCCCGGUAUAGGCAAGAUCAGGAACGUAAGUUGGCUAUACUCCGUGGUCAGAUACCUUCCAGUCUCAGCACGCCAAACUUGAAUCAGCCUGGGGGCUAUAUGUCCGGUCGGUUCAAUGAUGGCACAGGCGGUGGAACUGGUUACGCACGAACCAGCACAGCUUUGGGUCGAUAUCCUAAUCAAAACACGAGACCAAGUAGCGGCGUCGUCAUAGGCAAUCCCUACCUUACGGGAGGCCCAGUGCCCGCCUAUGGCGUGUCACACGGGCCCGGCGCCCAGGUGAGCGCACCUUACGGGAUGCAAAUACAGCCACCGGGCCAAAUGGAUAGAGUGGAGCGAUGGAGACAAAGUGUUCUGCCUUAGGGAUCCUUCUCGAGCUAAGACCCGGCAUGCUCUUUACGACACUGCAAAGAAGACUAAAGAGAGACUGGAUCGCGCUAAACCUAUUUUCUUAAGCAUCGUACCGGCGUUUCAAUACCUAGCCUUAAUGGGAUACAUUAUAUCAUGUAUGGGGAGGUAUCAUUGGUGUUCAAAGAAGGUAAACGUAAGGGGUAUAUAUAUACGUAUAUAAGGUAUAUUACUAUAGCAUCUUGUAAACCAUGUAAUUAAUAGGUUAUUGUUCGGGAGAGAAGAGACGAAAUUUGGGGCGGCAGCGGCAGAGCAACACAUUUUUUCUAUAUACACCGCCAUUAUUCAUCUUAUAUUUGAAAGAGUAUGGCCUGGUAGAAGUUAAUCUGAGCGGCAGAUGAUAAAUAUUAUGUUGCUUAAGUACCUAACCUGAUUCUAUUGAAUUGACAAUCGUAAUCUAG
This is a messenger RNA of Daldinia caldariorum, 4679 nucleotides long. RefSeq lists its product as uncharacterized. The transcript has a single exon. Lineage: Eukaryota; Fungi; Ascomycota; Sordariomycetes; Xylariales; Hypoxylaceae. Bases 517 to 4233 code for a protein of 1238 amino acids. The record is from RefSeq and is a predicted model, not a curated record.